Molecule: messenger RNA, 2523 nt
Organism: Psilocybe cubensis
Lineage: Eukaryota; Fungi; Basidiomycota; Agaricomycetes; Agaricales; Agrocybaceae
Exons: 9
Coding region: 1-2523 (840 amino acids)
Biological process (GO): mRNA splicing, via spliceosome
Cellular component (GO): Prp19 complex; spliceosomal complex
Source: RefSeq, a predicted model, not a curated record
AUGGUGCGAAUCAUCAUCAAAGGAGGUGUCUGGAAGAACACUGAGGAUGAGGUGCUCAAGGCCGCCAUCGCAAAGUAUGGCAAGAACCAAUGGGCCCGUAUAUCCUCUCUUCUUGUGCGCAAGACCCCAAAGCAGUGCAAGGCACGGUGGUACGAGUGGUUGGAUCCAUCCAUUAAGAAAACAGAAUGGUCCAAGACAGAAGACGAAAAGCUUCUCCAUCUAGCAAAGCUUAUGCCUACCCAGUGGCGAACUAUUGCACCCAUCGUCGGUCGAACUGCUACUCAAUGCCUGGAGAGGUAUCAAAAGCUGCUUGACGAGGCAGAGGCUAAGGAAAACGAAGACCUAGGUUUGGCAGGUCCCUCCGGCGACGCUGGGCCUGGAGUCGACGACAUUAGAAGGCUUCGUCCUGGAGAAAUCGACCCGGACCCUGAAACUAAACCUGCCAGGCCUGAUCCCAUCGACAUGGACGAAGAUGAGAAGGAAAUGUUGUCCGAGGCUCGGGCUAGGUUGGCAAAUACCCAGGGCAAAAAGGCUAAGCGAAAGGCUCGCGAGCGCCAGCUCGAAGAAGCUCGCAGAUUGGCUGUAUUGCAAAAGAAAAGAGAGCUCAAGGCAGCUGGAAUUAUCAUGCGUCACAAAACCAAGAAAAAGGGCAUGGAUUACAAUGCAGAUAUACCUUUCGAGAAAAAGGCCGCUCCCGGUUUUUAUGAUACCUCGGAGGAGCAAGCCCGCGUUGCAGCCGCGCCUGUCGGUCAGACCUUGCGCAGGCUCGAAAACAAGCGUAAACCAGAGGAGGAGGAGGCUGAGCGCAAGAAACGUCAGCGCAAGAAUGCGGCUGGAAAAGAGGGAUCCGAGGGCGCUAAUCAUCAAACCAAAUUCAUUGCUGCCCGUGACGCCCAGAUCCAGAAAUUGAAAGAGGCAGAGUCUAUCGGCAGGAGGAGAAAACUCGCCUUACCUGCUGCCCAAGUUGGGGAAGCAGAAUUGGAGGAUAUCGUCAAGAUCGGUCAAGCUGGCGAAAAUGCAAAAGCCUUGGUGGGCGGUGGUAGCGAUGCCAGCGGACGGUUGCUCAGUGACUACGAAGGCCUUGAAGCUGCUCGAAUGGCUAGGACACCAAGAACAGCACCUCAACAGGACAAUGUGAUGAUGGAAGCCCGUAAUCUACGAAACAUGACAAUUGCCCAGACGCCUUUACUAGGCGAUGAAAAUACCCCAAUCCAUGUCGGUCCACAAGGAGGAUCAGGAUUUGAAGGUGCCACUCCUCGCCACCAGGUGGCGUUCACUCCUAAUCCUCUGGCGACUCCUAUACGCGAAGGCGGUUCUGAUGUCUCUGCUACGCCUCGGGCUGGUGGUGUGUCUGCAACUCCUCUGCGCACACCAUUGCGGGAUAGUCUAUCCAUCAACCCAGAAGAUUUCUCGGGCGUAGGAGAAACGCCGCGCGAGCAACGCCUGCGCAAUAACUACGCGCGUAAUGCGCUCAAAGCCGGGUUCAUGAAUUUGCCUAAACCUGAAAACAACUUUGAGCUACUUGUGCCGGAUGACGAGGAUGUCGACACUGCGGAGACAAAGGAAGUUUUGAGUGUGGAGGACGCUGCGGAUAGGGAUGCUGCUAUCAAGAAGAGACAGGAGGAAGAAGAGAGGAAGGCUCUGGCUAGACGAUCAAAAGCUGUGCAAUUAGGUUUACCGAGGCCCAGUAAUGUGGAUCUCCCGCAACUUCUGAAGAGCCUCAGCUUGGAAGAGGUGGAUCCGGAGCUUUCUGAGGCACAAAAACUCAUCGACAAGGAACUGGCUGAACUUUUGCAGCACGAUUCUCUUGCGUAUCCUCUACCCGGGACCACAAAGGCAGCUGGCAUGUCGCAGUCGACAUAUGUUCCUCCGGAUGAUGAUGCUCUUGAAGCUGCAAAAGCUGCUAUUCAUCUUGAACUUGCUACGAUGACUGGUUUCCCCAAUGCCACCCCGGAGCAGCUUAAGGAAGGGCUGUUGAAAUUGUCUAAAGCUGAGGCGAGCUCGCUACCGGAUGAUAUGUCUUGGGCGUUUAUCAAGAGCCAGCUAGUGUACAAUCCGUCUACUAAAUCAUGGGUCGAGCGGUCGUCGCUUAGCACAGAACAGUGCAUAGAGGGAUAUGCGACGCUACUCGAGGACAAUCGCGGUGUAAUGGCCAAGGAAGCGAGUAAGGCUGCGAAGGUUGAGAAAAAGCUUGGAGUGACCCUUGGAGGGUACCAGGCGAGGGCCGCGACGUUAGUGAAACGGAUUACUACAGCUUUCGAGGAGAUUCAAAAUAAGCAAGUGGAAAUGGAGAGUUUUGUGCGGCUAAGGGCGAAUGAGAACAUCGCAGGCCCCAGAAGAGUGGAAGCGCUCAAGGAGGAGGUGGAGAAACUUGAGUUUAGGGAGAGGAUGUUACAAAUGCGCUACUCGGAAUUGACGAUGGAGAAGGAGGAGUCGGAGAAGAGAGUAACGGUAUUGGAAGAGAAGGUAAUGGCAGAGGCGGAGGCUUAUAACGAAGCCCAGCUGGCUAUGAUAGAGGAAUAA